AUGUCUAGAGAAGGUUUUGUUCCACCAUCUGCUUCAAAUUUGGGUAACGCAGCAAGUGGUAUCCAAUCCAUCAAAAACUACGGUGUGAAGUAUGUUUGUGCACAAUGUGCAGUCAAUUUCACACUUUCGCCAAAAGAGCCUGUCAGAUGUAAGGAAUGUGGUCAUAGAGUCCUUUAUAAGGCUAGAACCAAAAGGAUGGUUCAAUUUGAGGCUCGUUAA
Molecule: messenger RNA, 219 nt
Organism: Pichia kudriavzevii
Lineage: Eukaryota; Fungi; Ascomycota; Pichiomycetes; Pichiales; Pichiaceae
Exons: 1
Coding region: 1-219 (72 amino acids)
Biological process (GO): DNA-templated transcription
Cellular component (GO): RNA polymerase I complex; RNA polymerase III complex; RNA polymerase II, core complex
Molecular function (GO): DNA binding; zinc ion binding; DNA-directed RNA polymerase activity
Source: RefSeq, a predicted model, not a curated record